UGGGGGUGUUGGGCCAUUCAAAAAUAGUUACGUGGAUCGUCUGCUGUUGAGGAACAAAAACAUUGGUUGCAAUUUAUUUUCUUAUUAUAUAUUGUCGUCACAAAAUACACAUCAUCAGUAUCAAAUUUAAAGACAAGUAAUAUGUGAAGUAAUAAUUACAACAAUGCGGGGGUUCAAAGGGACAUUAUAUAGUGAAGUUUUAGUAUUAUUUGUUAAUUUAUACAUAGUUUAUUGUCACGAUUUGAAAGCUUUCGAUGACACGGUGCUUUUUAAAAUAAACUGGCCGGGCAAAAGUAGUGCAGAAUUAUUGGAACCUGAAAAUGUGGAACCUUAUUUUAUCACCACAGCUAACAAUGAGAAAUAUCAGUGUUUUAUUCCCGACACGAAUAAACAGGAGAGUGAUCAGGGAGAAACGUACACGGGACCAAAUCCGAUUGAAAUCCUGACUCCACUUUUUAAUCAGAAAAGCUGCUCGUAUCGUUUAGAGUCGUACUGGACCUAUGAAUUAUGUCACGGACGACAUGUACGACAAUAUCACGAGGAGCGUGAAGGAAAAAAGGUGAAUCUCCAAGAAUUCAGUUUAGGAACAUUUGAUAAGACACAAAAAAUAAAAAUGUCCAGUGAUUAUGAUGAAUUGGCGAAAAAUCCAAAUCGCAAGACACACAUUCCAAUGAAGAAGGUCGACGGUAUUAAUAUGCCGUACGUGGAAAUUGAUAUGAGCGAUGGGACAAUGUGCGAUUUAAAUAAUAAGCCAAGAUCAACGAAAGUUCUCUACGUUUGCUAUCAACAUGGAAAGCACGAGAUUUUUUCACUCAAAGAAAUUUCCAGUUGUGAAUACGAGGCUGUUGUAUUGUCGCCACUUCUCUGCAGUCAUCCCGAUUAUAAGCCACAAAACACCGGUGAAAAUGACAUUAACUGUCGUCCCGUUGAUGACGCUCCCAAAAGGCCUAAAUCACUCUCGCAACUCGACGCCGAGAGUCUUAAAUUGAGACAUCAGAAAAUUCCGGAUGAUGAUAAGAAGCAGAAAGUCUAUGCGAUAUUCCAUGUAGAUAAGGAAGGACAGGAUGGAGAAACACGUGUGCGAGUUGAAAUACGUCCAAUGGAUAUUCUUGACAAACAUUACAAUAUUGAUGAGACGGUGAAUAAUUUAGUGGAUCAGGAAUUGAAUUUAGCGAAGGACAAUCCUGUUCAAAACUUUUUGAGUGGGAAAAAUUGCCUAAAUGGAGGAAAUGGAUGGUGGAAAUACGAAUUCUGUUAUGGCCGGUCAGUUAUGCAAUAUCAUUUGGAAAGAGAUGGAACGAAGACAACUGUCGAUUUGGGGAAAUUUGACAAAGAAAAGCAUUUAAAAUGGAUCGAGGCUCAUCCUCACAAGAAGCCGAAACUUCUCGCUCAAGGAAAACAAUUGUCACAUUUUUACAGCGAUGGAAGUAUUUGCGAUAAAACCGGAAAACUUCGACAAACCGAGGUAAAAUUGAAAUGCGUGACAAAUCCCCUCGGCAGUCAAUCGAGUGUUUCACUAUUUCUUCUCGAGCCAAAAACAUGUGAAUAUAUUUUAGGCGUUGAAUCGCCGCUGAUUUGCAAUAUUCUUCAAUACGCGGACAAUGAAACGGGUUUAAUUAGUGAAAAUGCCUUUCAAACAUUAGAAAGUAAAAAGACAAACUCUGACGAGAAGGAAGAAAUUUUGAAGAGAUUACAAAAUCGCGAAGAUGAAUUAUAAAAAAAAAUACAAACUUCUUAUAAUCA
Molecule: messenger RNA, 1743 nt
Organism: Leptopilina heterotoma
Lineage: Eukaryota; Metazoa; Arthropoda; Insecta; Hymenoptera; Figitidae
Product: endoplasmic reticulum lectin 1
Exons: 7
Coding region: 164-1717 (517 amino acids)
Biological process (GO): endoplasmic reticulum unfolded protein response; retrograde protein transport, ER to cytosol
Cellular component (GO): endoplasmic reticulum lumen
Source: RefSeq, a predicted model, not a curated record